AUGGAUGAUCCGUUUUUUAAGUCAGCGUUACCUGCGCAAGACUCCUCUGUGGUGGAUGACACCAGCCUGGCUUUGCCGGCCGAUCUGCGAUCCUCAACGCAGCCCGAUGAGGACCGGAACCAGCGGGUUCACCGGCAGGUUAAGCUCACAAUGUCCAGGAAGUCUAAGACUCAGUCAAAUGGUAAUGUUCAUUUUGAAAAUGUAUCAGCAUCAUACUUUGACGCAUUUGGGAGAACCCGGGUGCACUGUGGUGUCUAUUCACAGAAAUAUGAAACGGGGAGCUUUGAUGAUGCAGAUGGACUUUUAAGAAACAUGAAGGUAAAUAGAUCGACCUUCUCCAGUCACUCCUUCUCUGGCGACCAUGAGCACAAACCAUUCAGGAGGCUGGAAGUGUCCGCUCAGUCAAGUCCAGAGCAACCUUAUAGGCACUUUAAAUACAGUACUUACCAUUCUGGGAUGCACACCCCUCCAGGACCAAGCCAUUCACCCAAAAAAAAUAGAGAAUAUGGUUCCCCUCGGACUUACAGACAAAGUACUGUGAAACCAACUGUGCAGAGACGAAAUGGUGAUAUCAUGUUUGGUUCUAUCCGGCCUGAGGAUGGCUCGUUCUUGAUAGAGCAGUUGAGGGAAAGGGGCCACCAGAAAUCCCUCAGAGUGAACACAUACUCGCCCUCUGUCAGCAGUGUGGAGACGGAUGCUGGCAGGCGGGCAGCAGUGCAGUUACCCAUUAAGCAGACGCAGGCGCAGAAUGUCAUAAAACUGAGGUCAGUAAGCAAGACUCCAGUGAUGACAAUGGAGAAGGCUGUGCAGCUUUUGACCCAGAAUGAAGAGGAAACACUGAUCUUUGCAACCAGUUUCAUACAAAAUCAAUGCUUCAAGAGUGCCAUUGCUAGAGGCAAGAUUUGCCAUGUGAAUGGGAUUGAGAAGCUCAUGCUUCUAUUUAACAAUGACAGCGAAGAAGUGCAGCGUGCCGCUGCUGGGGCGCUGCGUAAUGUUGUUUAUGAGAAUGAUGAAAAUAAGCUUAAAGUUAAGGAAAACGAGGGCUUGUCUUUCAUUCCUACUGUACUGAGUGGCAGCCGUGAUAAGGAGACCAGACGGCAGCUUACAGGUCUUUUGUGGAACCUCUCCUCUCAUGACACGUUGAAGGAGGCUUUUCCAGAAAAUGCCUUAUCCACUCUCAGUCGCUCCGUUCUCGUUCCCAGUUCUGGCAUUUUUGAAGGCGAGAAUCCGAAAGAUGAACUGCUAGUGGAUGAUGAAACUUUCAUCAAUGCCACCGGCUGCCUGCGAAAUCUGAGUUCUGCAGGCCAAAAUGUCAGGAAAGCAAUGAGGAAUUGUGACAAUCUCAUCGAUUCUUUGAUCUACUACAUCCGGGGAACCGUAGCUAACCGUAAGAUGGAUGACAAGCCCACGGAGAACUGCGUCUGUAUCCUGCACAACCUGUCUUAUCAGAUUGAGUCAGAGCUUCCGAAGAAAAAUGACCAGGUUCUGAGAGAGUCUCGCCAAGACUUGGAUUCGCAGCCAAAGACUCCGGGCUGUUUUUCUUAUCGCAGUGCCAAGAUCACAGAGUAUGCAGUGCAUCAGCACCCCCUGCUGGAGCCCAACCCCAACCCCCAUGGCACAGAGUGGCUGUGGGACAUAAUCACAGUCAGGAUGUACAUAUCACUGAUGGUCUGCAGUAAAUGUGACGCCAUCAAGGAGGCUGCCCUUGGGGCUCUGCAGAACAUCACAGCCGGAAAAUACGAGAUAAAUGGAAGCAUUGCCGUUACCAUUGUUCAGCGGGAAAAUGGUCUUGAGAAGAUUAAGGAAAUUUUAAAGGGUGAAAGUAGUAAUCUAAAGAUAACUGCUGUAUCUCUAAUCAAAAACCUCUCACGCUACGAUGAACUUCGCCCUGCCAUUGCAAACCAGGUGUUGCCAGAGAUGGUGAAAAUGCUGCCCUUUGACGGCACCGACGUCAACCAGCCCAGUGAGGUGACGAUUUCUCUAUGUGAAAUCCUGAUUUACCUGUGCCAGAGUGAUGCGAAGAACGCCAACGCAAUAAUCGAAAACCGCGGCAUCCCAAAGAUCAUCAACAUCAGCAAGACAGAGACAGGACCCAGUCGUAUGGAAAAGGCAGCGUGCCUUCUGCUGCACGUAAUAUGGCAACACAAUGAAGUCCACGAGACCCUCAAGAAAUGGAAGUUCAAGAAAUACGAUUUCGUCAAUUCAAGGAUAAAAAGAGCUUUGAGCUCCUGA
Pelmatolapia mariae (spotted tilapia) is the source of this 2232-nucleotide messenger RNA. It is a transcript of the gene pkp2, whose product is annotated as plakophilin 2. Lineage: Eukaryota; Metazoa; Chordata; Actinopteri; Cichliformes; Cichlidae. The record is from RefSeq and is a predicted model, not a curated record. Gene Ontology annotation, biological process: intermediate filament bundle assembly; protein localization to plasma membrane; desmosome organization. Gene Ontology annotation, molecular function: protein kinase C binding; intermediate filament binding; cadherin binding. Gene Ontology annotation, cellular component: intermediate filament; intercalated disc; nucleus. The transcript is spliced from 14 exons. The coding region runs from base 1 to 2232 and encodes 743 amino acids.